AGUCGCCCUUCCGCUCGGGCGGCCGGGGCGGAGCGGGCAACCCUGGCUCUGCGACCGCGCCGUGCUCGUACUCACCGCCGCGCUCUGCGGGAGGUGGUAACGGCACAGCGUGUGAUCCAAAUCGAAGCCCAUCACCUCGCAGUCGGCCAGGGAGAAGUACUGCUGCAUGGCCGUGCCGCCACCGCGGGAGGCGGGCGGAGGAGGAGGAGGAAGAGAAGGAGGAAGGCGCGCGGGCGGUGCUUCCUGCGGAGCGGGGCUGCGCGGCCGCAGCCCCUCCGUCCCGCCCCGACUCCGCCCCGCCGCUCCGCGGCCACCCUCACCUGCGCGGGGCCCGGCCCCCAGCAGCAGAUCGGUGCCUGAGAGGCGGAGGCUGGCUGUUCGUGUCCGCGUUCAGUCUCUGAAGUUAAGAAAAGCCUUUCUCUCCGAGAUCUCGUGCGGCUGUGAACGAGGCGCGGAUCUGCGGAUCCCUCCACCCUGCAAGUCACAGAACUGGGUCAAACCAGACCAUAAACCGUUGACACAGAAGGACUGAGAUGAAGUCUUGGGCUCAUUUGAGGGGCUACUGAGAGACACCCUUUUCCUCCCUGCAGCCUGUGGUAGCCCCCAGACAAUUCAUUUCCGUAUACUCAUGUAGACCCAUGUAUCAUCUUCCUCCUAUAUGUGAAUCAAUAUUCAGAUUCAAAUAGGAUGAAUUGUUUUGCCGUAAGGAUGCUGUACCUAUUUAAACUCUAAGUGCCCAGGGAGUUUUAAGCUGGUCUUCAGUCCUGACUCUGCAAUCACAUCUUCAAAAUAAAACUCAAGAAUUGUCAGUGGUAGUCAGACAUUUGCCACAUUUUUCUGGGAUUUUCAGUGGAAUGAUGCUUCCAGUGGAAUUCCUCAUGUUUGAAGUUAAACAGAGUUGCAGGAUUUGUUGCUAUUUGUUAGCACACUUAAGAAGGAAAGUUUUUUUUUUUUUUUUUUGCAGAAAACUAUGGAGGCAUAGUCUGAGAAUAUACAAAAGCAUGCCUCUGACUUUCAUUACAGAGUGAUGCGUCAGUAGGCAUAGAUCUGACUACACUAGCUCUUCUCAAGGAUGUCCUAGUUUAAAAGAAGGAAUGCUACCAAGAAUAGAUUUGUUUUGAAAAGCAGCCAUUAGCUUUUACUAUUACUU
This is a messenger RNA of Gallus gallus (chicken), 1150 nucleotides long. RefSeq names its product putative RNA-binding protein 15B. Lineage: Eukaryota; Metazoa; Chordata; Aves; Galliformes; Phasianidae. The coding region runs from base 167 to 532 and encodes 121 amino acids. The transcript has 2 exons. The record is from RefSeq and is a predicted model, not a curated record.